Ambispora gerdemannii is the source of this 693-nucleotide messenger RNA. The record is from the annotation of a GenBank genome assembly. Lineage: Eukaryota; Fungi; Glomeromycota; Glomeromycetes; Archaeosporales; Ambisporaceae.
UUAACUAUCGACAACUGGAAACCAAAAUUAACUAGUUUGAAAGAGAUACUAAGUAAAUUAGGAUUAACUAACAUUCGUUUUGCCUCCAAACCAAAAGAAAAAGAGAAAAAUGAUGCUAAAAAUAAUAAUUUGGUAACUAGUGGAAACAAUGGAGCAAAAACCGAAGAAAAAAAAAAUAAUUCUAGUUCGGCAAAUAGAGUUCAUACUAAAUUUAGCACCUUGGAUGGCAUAAGCAGCCCAAGUGAUUACGCCGAGAGUGCUCGCCAAAAAAAUUAUGCUGCUUUGGCCGUGACCGACCAUUAUAAUGUGCAAUCUUUCCCCGAGUUUAGCAAACAUCAAAGCAAUGAUUUGAAAAUUAUUUAUGGUUGUGAAAUGGAAAUGUUGGAAGACGACCUUCCGCCCUAUAUUUUUAAUCAUCCUGAACAAAUUUUGGAAGCGAAUAUAAAUGAUUUGACUUAUUGCGUUUUUGACUUAGAAACAACUGGAUUUUUUUCCCAGUACAACGAGAUUAUUGAAAUAGGUUAUGCCAUUUAUCACCAGGGAGAAAUUAUUCGGGAAGGCGAAUACUUAAUUUGUCCGGAAAAAGAAAUCCCGGCCGAAAUUCUGGCUACUUGGUAUACUAGUAUUGACCCCGAAGAAUUGAAGAAAGCCCCGACCAUCAAAGAAAUUUUGCCAACCCUGCGCCAAGAGUGA